GAUUAAGUUAUCGUAACAGUCUGAAAAUAAUAGCUUACAGGGCGUUUCGGGAUUUAUUUCUUUACCUUGUUGCUCGUCAUGAUGUUUGUGUGGUCGCUCUUCGGCCUCAUCAGUGGACUGUCAUUGGCUUCGUCGACGGUUGACAUUAACGUUUAACGUCAACAUUAACGGCUGAAUUAUGAGGACGCUGUAAAACGUUUGAUUUGAUGAUCUGUUGACUUUUGGGCCAAGCUACAGUCAUGAUGGAGCUCGACACCAAACCCAUCCAAGAGCAAAGGUUCGAUGCUGCAGUCAAAGUGAUACAGAGUUUACCUACAAACGGUUCAUUCCAGCCAUCCAACGAAAUGAUGUUGAAAUUCUACAGCUACUACAAGCAGGUGACUCAAGGCCCUUGCAACAUUCCCCGGCCAGGUUUUUGGGAUCCAGUCGGCAAAGCAAAAUGGGAUGCGUGGCACUCACUUGGAGAUAUGCCAAGGGAGGAGGCUAUGACAGCAUACGUGGACGAUCUGAAGCUGAUUCUUGAAAGCAUGCCGAUGACAGAUGAGGUGGAGCAGCUGCUGCAGGUUCUCGGGCCGUUCUACGAGCUUGUGGAUGAGAAGAAAAAGAUCUCUGAAGUGUCGGAUCUGACCACAGGUUUUGGAAACAUGAUCGCUGCACCUUCAAAGAGCGUCACAAAAAGCAUCAUCAGAACAAUGGAAAUGAACGGGACCUUAGACGGCCAUCCUACCAAAAAAGGGGACGCCCCGAAGAACAACAUGAAAGAGAUCAAGGAACAGGAGGACAGAGGUGAUGAAGAUGAGAAGGAGGAGGAGGAAGAUGACAGUGAUGAUGAUGAUGAGGAGGAGGAGGAGGAUGAGGAGGAGGAAGAGGCUGAGCAGGUGAAAAAAGCCCCAGCACCAAAGAAAAAGGCCUCAAAUGGAAAAGCUAAAGGGCUCCCCAACGGCACUAUAGGGCAGAAGGUAGAAGCCAUGACAAACGGAACACACAGCUCCAGAUCUGCUCUGAAUGGAAAGCACUCGGAGGAGGAGGAUGAUGGCGUCACCCAAGAAACAGUGAUCCAACAUGUGAACGGUUUUACCAAAGAUGACUAUGAAGAUGUGUCCAGCCUCCAUCAUGUGGCCAGCGACUCAGACGGUGAAGUGUACUGUGACUCAGUGGACCAGUUCGGUGUGGAGGAGGAAAGCCAGGGUAGGCUGUCCUCCCUGAGAGAGCCGCAGCCAACGGGGAGGGACCUCAAGGACCUCCCAGGGGUUCAGGACAGCGUCCAGCAUGGCGGAGAGGAUUGGAAAACUAGCGGAGGUGGACCACAGAGACAGAGGCUUAGCGUGGACAGACCAGGCAGCUCUGUGGUCAGGAGAGGAAGAGGCUCCAGGUCUCCAGGCUCGGGGUUCGGCACCACGGGGCCAUUACAGGGCGGGGGUGGUGAUGGAGAACGGUGGGGGACUGAUGGAGCUGUGGGUGGAGAUCUUAAUGAGCAGAUCGUAACGGCACUGGCGCGACUUCAGGAGGACAUGCAGAGUGUCCUCGAGAGACUGCACACACUCGAGGCUCUCACAGCCUCCCAGGCAAGAUCUGCAGCCUUGCCUUCAGAAUACCUGUUACCACCAGCAAACAGAACUCAGAAGAAGCCAUCCUGGUGGCCUUUCGACGUGUCUCCUGGCACAGUGGCCUUUGCUGUUGUUUGGCCCUUUGUGGUGCAGUGGCUCAUUCGCCUGUAUUUUCAGCGGCGGAGAAGAAAAAUCAAUUGAGAGGAUUUGGUGCUCAGGGCCCAUGACGGCAGAAGACAAACCCCCUUCCUCUGAUUAAGGGCAGCGUCCUCUCCUGUGUGUCCCCUCGUCUAACUCUUGCUUUUGCACUAUGAUGACAGCGCUAAGAGUAGUGAGUGUAAGAACAGACAUAAGACAGAUAGAUGAAUGUAUGAAAUCGCAGCUUAUAGACAUAAAGGCUUUUGUACAUUUUUAGCAUAGUAACCACUGAGGUUAGAACUGCUUGGUUUGAGGAAUAAGUAGAAGUGCUAUGACGUAGUGAACAAAACUUCUACAUUGAUUUGUGUUUUUCAUAUUGAAAUCUAACGGGGCAUUAUGAUAGCAUUUAUGUGACGUCCAUUAUUACCACUUAGCCAUGCGCCCAGGGCUGCUAACAGGUAAGUCUGCAGGCAGGUGAGGAAUGUAAGUGAUAGAGUUACAGUGACUUUUUGUUUAAGGGAGGGAUUUCUAGUCCUGCUUCUCGAGAUCUACCACCCUGGAGAGCUCAGAUCCGACACACCUGGCACUAUUAUUCAGACACCCCUGAAGGCCUUCAUUACCUGGCUCAGGUGUCAUAGAUUAUGGUUGGAGCUAAACUCUGCAGGGUGGUAGAUCUCCAGGACCAGGACUGGGCACCUCUGGUUUAAGGGUUUCUCUAAUUAUUGUGAUUCACAAAGGAGGCAGGCUUGGCUUUGGUAGCUUAUCCGCUGCACGGAAUGUGUUUAGAGGGUAUGACGUUAUGAAAAGUUGUAUUGUGUGCUUGGUGAGGUUUUGUCCACGCAAACUGCGGAAUUAAUCAAAGCCAUAUUUCCAAGAUCUUGUUUAUUUGGACUGAUGUUGGCAGU
This is a messenger RNA of Colossoma macropomum (tambaqui), 2590 nucleotides long. It is a transcript of the gene acbd5a, whose product is annotated as acyl-CoA binding domain containing 5a. Gene Ontology annotation, cellular component: peroxisome. Gene Ontology annotation, molecular function: fatty-acyl-CoA binding. Bases 240 to 1748 code for a protein of 502 amino acids. The record is from RefSeq and is a predicted model, not a curated record. Gene Ontology annotation, biological process: autophagy of peroxisome; fatty acid metabolic process. The transcript is spliced from 13 exons. NCBI's taxonomy places the organism in Eukaryota, Metazoa, Chordata, Actinopteri, Characiformes, Serrasalmidae.